AUGACCGUCAAAAAAGGCACAAUAUAUGGUCUACUCGGCGCGUCAGGCUGUGGAAAAACGACUCUGCUCUCCUGUAUAGUGGGAAGACGAAAACUGAACAGCGGAGAUAUAUGGGUACUGGGGGGGAAACCAGGGACGAAAGGCUCUGGAGUGCCAGGCAAAAGAGUGGGAUACAUGCCACAGGAAAUAGCUCUGUAUGGAGAGUUUACUAUCAAGGAGACGAUGAUGUACUUCGGCUGGAUCUUCGGCAUGGAGACCAGGGAGAUCAUAGACCGGCUUCGGUUUCUCUUGGACUUCUUGGAUUUGCCCAGUGAGAACAGGAUGGUCAAGAAUUUGAGUGGCGGUCAACAGCGAAGAGUGUCAUUUGCGGUGGCGCUGAUGCACGACCCUGAGCUUUUGAUCUUAGACGAGCCAACCGUGGGCGUGGACCCACUGCUGCGUCAGUCCAUCUGGACCCACUUGGUGCGGAUCACCAGUUCCGGUGAUAAGACUGUCAUCAUCACCACGCAUUAUAUUGAGGAGGCGAGGCAGGCUCAUUGUAUCGGUCUGAUGCGCAGCGGCCGCUUACUGGCGGAGGAUCCUCCACAGGCGUUGCUCAGGAUGUACAAUUGCAUUUCUUUAGAAGACGUCUUCCUCAAACUGUCCAGGAAGCAAGGUCAAGGCAACCAAGUGCCAGAAAUAACAGUGUCCGGCGGAGGCCUAGGGCUCAACAAGAUGUCGAAACGGGAAGAGGCGCCGUACGCGAAUGAAGACGCCCAAGUCAUCGGGCUCAACUUCCAUCAGAGCAAGGAGAUUCUCAUCGUGGAUAACGGUGUGGGGUCCAAUGGAGAUCUUCCAGGGAAAAUAUCUGAAGCCGCGUCAGACUGCACUGACUGCGCGGGACGAUUUAGCUUUACAUCUCGAGGCAAGAUCAAGGCGCUGAUACAAAAGAACUUCCUGCGGAUGUGGAGAAAUAUCGGAGUGAUGCUGUUCAUCUUUGCGCUGCCCGUGAUGCAGGUCAUCCUCUUCUGCCUGGCCAUCGGCAGAGACCCCAGCGGACUUAAACUGGCGAUAGUGAACCACGACGUGAAUGUCUUCGACGGAUAUUGCCCCUACAACGCGUCUUGCUCUAUGAAGAACCUGUCUUGUCGAUACCUGGAUAACUUGAAGAACGGCUCCAUCAUCAAGAACUAUUACGCCGAUCUGGAGGAUGCGAAACACGCGGUGCGGGAGGGGGACGCCUGGGGGGUCAUUUACUUUAACGAGAAUUACACGGAUUCCCUCGUGGCUCGGUUGGCCCUCGGCGACACGGCUGACAACGAGACAAUAAUGUCCUCGGAAAUAGAAGUGUGGCUCGACAUGUCCAACCAGCAGAUCGGGCUCAUGCUCAGUCGAGACAUCCAGUUCUCGUAUCGGGACUUUGCCAAGGGCCUCCUAUCGACGUGCAACUACAAUCCGAAAGUGGGCGACAUCCCCAUAGAUUUCAAGGACCCCAUCUACGGAGAUACAAAUCCUUCCUUCACUGACUUCGUCGCGCCUGGUGUUAUUCUUACGAUUGUAUUCUUCUUGGCCGUGGCGUUGACCUCGUCAGCUCUGAUCGUGGAGAGGACGGAAGGUCUGUUGGAUCGGUCGUGGGUGGCCGGGGUGUCUCCCGGGGAGAUCCUGUUCUCGCACGUGGUCACCCAGUUCGUGGUGAUGUGCGGGCAGACGGCGCUGGUGCUCAUCUUUAUGAUCCUCGUGUUCGGAGUCAAGUGUAACGGAAACAUAGCGUUCGUCGUCAUGUUGACGCUGUUGCAAGGUCUGUGCGGUAUGUGCUUCGGUUUCGUGAUUUCGGCGGCCUGCGAGCUCGAAAGGAACGCGAUCCAGCUCGCCCUCGGCUCCUUUUACCCCACUCUCCUCCUCAGUGGAGUCAUCUGGCCCAUCGAGGGCAUGCCCUGGAUCCUCCGAUACGUGUCCCUCUGUCUACCGUUGACUCUCGCGACGUCCUCCCUUCGGUCCAUCUUGACCCGGGGCUGGCCCAUAACUGACCCCGACGUGUACAUGGGUUUCGUUUCCACUAUAUCGUGGAUAUCUCUCUUCUUAGUUCUCACUCUAACCAUAUUGAGGUUCAAACGGGGUUAA
Molecule: messenger RNA, 2100 nt
Organism: Leptosia nina
Lineage: Eukaryota; Metazoa; Arthropoda; Insecta; Lepidoptera; Pieridae
Source: the annotation of a GenBank genome assembly